Messenger RNA from Nannospalax galili (Upper Galilee mountains blind mole rat), 3521 nucleotides. RefSeq names its product protein arginine methyltransferase 6 (gene Prmt6). Lineage: Eukaryota; Metazoa; Chordata; Mammalia; Rodentia; Spalacidae. The record is from RefSeq and is a predicted model, not a curated record. Gene Ontology annotation, molecular function: protein-arginine N-methyltransferase activity. Bases 99 to 1394 code for a protein of 431 amino acids. The transcript is spliced from 2 exons. Gene Ontology annotation, biological process: peptidyl-arginine methylation.
GAUGGGGGGGCGGGGGAGCCAGAGACCGAACGCCUGAGGAAGGAGCAAGAACUGCAGGGAUCACUGCACAGUGAUGUGGUGGUGUGAAACGAGUUGUUAUGGAACUAGAGGCGCAAAACAAAAGCCUGAGCCCUGUAGUCCAAGGAGACGCCGCUCGCAGGAGGUGGGAAGAGACAAUGCGAACUACAAGUCCCAGCAGCCCCCGGCACCGGCGACCGCACGGCGGACCGCGCAACGGCUGCUGGGAGGCGGCUGCAGCGGCCAAGAUGUCGCAGACCAAGAGAAGAAAGCUCGAGUCGGGGGGCGGCGGCGCAGGCGGGGAGGGAUCCGAGGAGGAAGAUGGCGGGGAGCAGGAGGCGGCCCCGCAGCGACCCCGCAGGACUAAGCGCGAGCGAGACCAGCUGUACUACGAGUGCUACUCGGACGUGUCGGUCCACGAGGAGAUGAUCGCUGACCGCGUCCGCACCGACGCCUACCGCCUGGGCAUCCUGCGGAACUGGGCAGCGCUACGAGGCAAGACGGUGCUGGACGUGGGUGCGGGCACCGGCAUUCUGAGCAUCUUCUGCGCCCAAGCCGGCGCCCGGCGUGUGUACGCCGUGGAGGCCAGCGCCAUCUGGCAACAGGCCCGGGAGGUGGUGCGACUCAACGGGCUGGAGGACCGCGUGCAUGUCCUGCCGGGCCCCGUGGAGACGGUGGAGCUGCCGGAGCAGGUGGACGCCAUCGUGAGCGAGUGGAUGGGCUACGGACUUCUGCAUGAGUCCAUGCUGAGCUCGGUGCUGCACGCGCGGACCAAGUGGCUGAAGGAGGGCGGCCUCCUCCUUCCGGCUUCCGCCGAGCUUUUCGUCGCCCCGAUCAGCGACCAGAUGCUUGAAUGGCGACUGGGUUUCUGGAGCCAAGUGAAGCAGCACUAUGGCGUGGACAUGAGCUGCCUGGAGGGCUUCGCCACGCGCUGCCUCAUGGGCCACUCGGAGAUCGUGGUGCAGGGUUUGUCCGGCGAGGACGUGCUGGCCCGACCUCAGCGCUUUGCUCAGCUUGAGCUGGCCCGAGCCGGCCUAGAGCGGGAGCUGGAGGCGGGGGUGGGCGGGUGCUUCCGCUGCAGCUGCUAUGGCUCUGCGCCUCUGCACGGUUUUGCCAUCUGGUUCCAGGUGACCUUCCCCGGAGGGGACUCGGAGAAACCCCUGGUGCUGUCUACCUCGCCUUUUCACCCGGCCACGCACUGGAAGCAGGCGCUGCUCUAUCUGAACGAGCCGGUGCCGGUGGAACAAGACACGGACGUUUCCGGAGAGAUCACUCUGCUGCCCUCCCGGGACAACCCCCGGCGGCUGCGCGUACUGCUGCGCUACAAAGUGGGGGACCAGGAGGAAAAGACCAAAGACUUUGCCAUGGAGGACUGAGCGUUGCUUUUUCGCGCAUCCACCUCCCAAAGCAGCCUGGCCUGCGUGGGAGAGGCUAGGGAGGUCAGAAGAGAAAGGGAGAUCCCGUGUGCAAGUAGGGGGCCAUAGCUCUGUCUCUUUCGCCUCGUGGCUCCCGGGGUGGAGAGUGAGAGGAGGUGCUUCUAGCAUUGCUUAUUUAAAACGUGAUCCUCUGCAACCAAGGACAGAUGCAGCGUGCUUAUUAAUGGGCUUUUAAGCCUGGAAAGCAUAUAGUAUCAAGCACUUGUAUUUCCAUUUAUUUUUUUUUCACUGUGGGAGAGGGGAUGAAAAUAUGCUGUGAAUAAGGAGCAGUAUAUGCCACUGGGUACCCAAGGAUCCAAAGGACCACCACAGUCUUUAGGAUGAAGUCACUUCGGAAGGAUGAAAAGUGUGGGAGAUGUAUCAGCACCCAAGUACUAUCCAAUAUGUUUAUGUGGACUGGGAUUAGGAGCCAUUAGGGCCACAGGCAGGGAUUACCAGACCCAAAAUAGAGAACAUAAUAAAGUUCUACCUGUGUCCCCCAUAGUUUACAUUUAUUUAGCCCUGUAAGAUUUUCCAAAUUUUUUCUUUUGAUUCAUUGGACCAGUAAAUAUUUUACUGAAAUUAUGUUCUAACAAUCAUCGUGAUGGGUAUUUGGAAUACAAAUCAAAAAAAUGUAAACUGUCCUCUAAAACUGUUUGUGUGUGUGUGUGUGUGUAUUUGGUCUUUUUGAGACGGGGUCUCCCUGUAGCCACAGCUAGCCUGGAACUCAUUAGACUAAUCUCACCUCCCAUCUCACAGAGAUUCAUCCACCUCUGCCUCCAGAGUGCUGGGAUUAAAGUCAUGUGUACACGUGGCUUACAUAUAUAAUCCUUACUUGUUUGUUUUUUAUUUCUUUGUGAGACAAGGUCUCAUGAAAUGUACUAUGGCCUGGGACUCAGUGUGUAGCUAAGGAUGACCUUGAACUCCUGAUUCUCCUGCCUCCACCUCCCAAGUGCCAGGAUUACAGCUCUUAAGCUGCCAUGCAUAGCACAUAUCUAAUUACUUAACAGUUAAAUCUUAAACACAACACUUUCACUUCCUAAACCCAAAGAAAUUGACUUUUUCCUGCCUACUUCAAUUAAAAACAGAAAAGCAUAUACCACUGGGAUGGUAACAGUUUUAUUAUUUGAUGAAAAAUUAAGGAAAAGUCUUUAGUCCUAGAAAGUCUCAUUCAUGGGAGAUCCUCUUAAACCCAGAAAAAAAAUCACCUUCGGUACAGAGGAUUUUGAGUUUGACAUAGUAAGCAAUCAUUGGAACAGCUCUAAAUUCAUUAUUCUAACAGUUAAUAAGAUGUGGCACUCUCUGAGUUCCCCAGAAAACUGAAUCCAUGGCACAGCAAAGGCCACUUAACUCCUUGUCGUUCUGGCCAUAGCUACUUGAUUCUGGAGAACAGAAAGGCAGCUGCUGAAUCUGAAACAUACUGACAAUGCAAGUUCAAGGAGGUAUAGGUAAAAGGCACCUGCAGGAACAACUGCCUAACAUUUUGUGUACCGCUAGCCCUGUUGUUAAUCUACAUUCUACACAACCCAGUGCUAAGGAAUUUUGGGACGCAUUGAGUAACAGAGGUCCCCCUCCCAUGUGUGAAUCUUUGUACAUGUUUAUCCACUUAUUGAUUUCAUUAUUAACAACUACAUAAUACUUAAGCAGUGUGAUAAAUAAAUGCAUCUUUCCCCAAAGAACUAGGGACUAUAGGGAAAAUAAAAUUCCACCAGUAAUUUGUAUGCAUUUUUAUGCCUGAAAACAGUUCAUUUCCAACUUUUGAUUCUGCUGCUGCAAGAUUGAGAAGGCAACUAUCUUAAACUUAUCCCAACAGCAAAAAUAAUGUUUAUAUCAUCAGAUAGAUUAUGAAGUCCUGGAAAACUUCCCUGUCUGAUAAUCUAAAAUUAGUAUCUUCCAAAUGCUUUGCUUCAUAAUAGGCCAGCGAUUUAGUAUAUGAUUCUCCUUAGCUACUAAAAAUACAUCAGAUCUAUGCUUCACUUGUGGGAUUGUUUUUUGUUUUUCUUUUCAGCUUUACAUUUGAUCUCAUUUCUAUGCUCCAGUUUGUUUCUGAUUUAUCAGCUCUUGUAAUAAAUACAUGUUUUAUUGAAA